AUGUGUGAAAGAAGGCUAACAAAGAGAGUGUAUAAGGGAGAAGUGGAAAUGGGAGUUGGAAGGGGUAGACCUCGGCGGACUUUCUCUGAUCAGAUUGGGGAAAUCCUGAAGAAAGGCCAGGUCAAUAGCACCCUAAGUCGGCGAGCGUGUAUGAGGAAUGUUAUGAAAGUGAAGGAAGAGAAAGAGGACGGCAGUCAAGCAGUUCGGAAGUCGAACUACCUCAACCGAUGGCCCCAUCCUUUAUGGAACUAUACAAGACAUUGCGUGGAACUUCAGGCAAUAAGCAAGAAUGGCAUUGACGUUGAAUCUAUCAGACUGAUCCAUCGCGUCAUACGUGAGGGAAAGAAAGUGGACGAGUAUGCAUACAUUAAGGAUACCGUAAUUGCAUCUGCUAUGCUAUUAUCCUGCUUAUUCCUCCUCCUCACUCUGGCGGCCUACGGUGUGCUGCCGCAGAAAAGGAACCUCCCGGCCCUCAUGCUGAUGGCGCUGGUGUCCUGCCUGUUCAGCACGUGCUUGUUCAGGGCCAUUCAGGUGUUCACUUUAACUUUGGGGUUGAAGAAGAAUGUGUGCACUUUUUUGGGUCUAGUGCUGUAUUAUUCGGUGUGGGCCAGCUUUACGUGGAUGAACGUUAUGUCCUACGACAUGUGGACAACUACAUGCAACGUAUACAGCCAACACUCGCAACCCAGAAGCAAGAUCCUCACGAAGUUCUACUGGUACAGCACGUACGGUUUCGGAGUACCCUUCCUAAUGGUCGCCUUCAUGGUCGGCAUAGAUUACGCCGACCUGACGGCGGUACCGGACUUCGCGAAGCCACACUUCGUGAACAGCCCUUUCUGCUACUUUGAAACCCAGAACGAGGGUCGCCUGUACGUGAACGGGCCCAUUCUGGUCACAAGCAUAAUCAACAUCUGCUUCUUCGUGAUGACGGCUCGCUACAUUUGUCGGAACAGCGCCAAGCCCGGCGGCAGCGGCGACAGCAGGAACACUAAGAAGGCUCAGAACAGCUACCCAAUAUGA
This is a messenger RNA of Cydia splendana, 1020 nucleotides long. RefSeq names its product G-protein coupled receptor Mth2-like. Gene Ontology annotation, biological process: G protein-coupled receptor signaling pathway; cell surface receptor signaling pathway. Gene Ontology annotation, cellular component: membrane. The transcript has 7 exons. Bases 1 to 1020 code for a protein of 339 amino acids. The record is from RefSeq and is a predicted model, not a curated record. NCBI's taxonomy places the organism in Eukaryota, Metazoa, Arthropoda, Insecta, Lepidoptera, Tortricidae. Gene Ontology annotation, molecular function: G protein-coupled receptor activity.